This is a messenger RNA of Solenopsis invicta (red fire ant), 1029 nucleotides long. It is a transcript of the gene RpS2, whose product is annotated as 40S ribosomal protein S2. Gene Ontology annotation, cellular component: ribosome; cytosolic small ribosomal subunit. NCBI's taxonomy places the organism in Eukaryota, Metazoa, Arthropoda, Insecta, Hymenoptera, Formicidae. The transcript has 3 exons. Gene Ontology annotation, biological process: translation. Gene Ontology annotation, molecular function: structural constituent of ribosome; RNA binding. The record is from RefSeq and is a predicted model, not a curated record. The coding region runs from base 145 to 984 and encodes 279 amino acids.
CCGAGAUGUCCAGACUCUCUACUUCUAGGGACUCUAGACUACGUCAUGUAGAAGCGCCAUCUCUGCUUUCCCCCUAUCUCAUCUCAUGUUCCAGUUCUUCUCUCGUUUCUGAUUUCUGAGGAAAGGGAAAGAAGCGAAGCGACAAUGGCGGACGCUGCUCCAGCCGCGCGUGGUGGUUUUCGUGGAGGUUUUGGCUCUCGCGGAGCGGGUGGCGAUCGCGGGGGUCUGAGAGGUCGAGGUGGUAGAGGAAGAGGCAGAGGACGCGGCCGUGGACGCGGCAAGGAGGACAGCAAGGAAUGGGUCCCAGUUACUAAGCUGGGUCGUCUAGUCAGAGAUGGCAAGAUACAGUCUCUCGAACACAUCUACUUGUUUUCCUUACCUAUCAAGGAGUACGAAAUAAUUGACAAGUUCCUUGGGCCGGAUCUAAAGGAUGAGGUUUUGAAGAUCAUGCCGGUACAGAAGCAGACACGAGCUGGUCAGCGUACACGUUUUAAGGCUUUUGUUGCUAUUGGAGACAGCAAUGGGCAUAUCGGACUGGGAGUGAAAUGCUCCAAGGAAGUAGCCACUGCAAUUCGUGGCGCUAUCAUCUUGGCUAAGCUGUCCGUCGUACCGGUUCGACGUGGUUAUUGGGGCAACAAGAUCGGCAAGCCACAUACGGUGCCAUGCAAGGUAACAGGUAAAUGCGGUUCUGUGCAGGUGCGACUGAUACCCGCCCCCAGAGGUACUGGCAUCGUAUCUGCUCCGGUUCCCAAGAAACUUCUUCAGAUGGCUGGUAUCGAAGACUGCUACACCUCGGCCAGGGGAUCCACUUGUACUCUUGGCAACUUUGCCAAGGCAACCUACGCCGCGAUCGCUAAAACUUAUGCGUAUUUGACGCCCGACCUGUGGAAAGAACAGGCCUUGGCUAAAGCGCCGUAUCAAGAAUUUGCCGACUAUCUGUCCAAAACUCACAAAGGAUGCGCGAGAGCAGCCGAAGUUGUCUAAAUAAACAUCCAGCCCCAUGAAAGCACUUUGAAAAAAAUUGUAAAA